Molecule: messenger RNA, 1140 nt
Organism: Penicillium alfredii
Lineage: Eukaryota; Fungi; Ascomycota; Eurotiomycetes; Eurotiales; Aspergillaceae
Exons: 9
Coding region: 1-1140 (379 amino acids)
Biological process (GO): protein phosphorylation; osmosensory signaling pathway; cellular response to oxidative stress
Cellular component (GO): nucleus; cytoplasm
Molecular function (GO): MAP kinase activity; ATP binding
Source: RefSeq, a predicted model, not a curated record
AUGCCAGGCGCACUUCGCACAGCACCAUCCCCUGGCCAGGACAUGGCCAGGUUUUCGCAGAAAAACGUCCUGGGCUCCAGCUUCGAGACCACAGAGAGAUAUUCACAAUUACAACCCAUUGGAGUCGGGGUGUCGGGUCUUGUCUGUUCUGCUCGAGACCAGAUUUCCAACCAGACUGUUGCGGUCAAGAAACUUGCAGAGCCCUUCAAGACCGCAAUCGUUGCCAACCACAUGUUCCGCGAAAUCAAGCUGCUCAAACAGCUUUGCCAUGAGAAUAUAAUCAACCUGAACGAUUUAUUUAUCUCUCCCUCCGAAGACAUUUACCUCGUAACCGAUCUCAUGGCGACGGACCUCCAUACUCUCCUGAAAUCCAAGAAGAUCGAAGACCAAUUCGCCCAAUUCUUCAUGUACCAGAUUAUGCGCGGCCUGAAAUACGUCCACUCAGCCGGCGUAGUCCACCGUGACCUCAAACCCAGCAACAUCCUCAUCAAGGAGAACUGCGACCUAAAGAUCUGCGACUUCGGGCUAGCCCGCGUGCAAGAAGCCCAGAUGACAGGCUACGUCGCGACGCGAUACUACCGCGCGCCCGAGAUCAUGCUCACCUGGCGCAAGUACAACGAGAAAGUCGACAUCUGGAGCGCAGCCUGUAUCUUUGCUGAAAUGAUGCUGGGCAAGCCUCUCUUCCCUGGCAAGAACCAUAUCGAUCAGUUCUGUGUGAUCACGCAGCAGCUGGGUAGUCCGCCGCCGGAAAUUGUCGCCAAGAGCAGUCCCAACACCUUGAAUUUCGUCAAAUCCCUCCCGGAACGACACCGCAAGCCUAUGUCCAAGCUGGUUCCCGACGCCAACCCUAAAGCUGCGGCGUUACUGGACUUGAUGCUGCAGUAUGAACCGCAAAAUCGCAUUUCUGCCGCCGAGGCCCUGACGUCCCCGUAUCUGGCACUGUAUCAUGAUGAAAGCGAUGAACCGGUGGCGCCGGAGCCAUUCGAUUGGGCUUUCGCCGAAGCUGAACUGCCCACAGAUGUCUGGAAGACUGUCAUGUAUGCCGAGGUAUUGGGAUACCAUGAGAAAUCUAGUCAGGGAGGCUCGGUGCAAUUGAAGAGUCCGUCGAGCAAGAUGGACGUGUCUAUGGAUUUGGGAUAA